AUGCAGUAGAAACAUGUACGCGCGUAAUGACGACAAAACCAUCGUAUCCAAGCGUUGUGCGUAAGGUCCCAUUGAGAAGAAGAGCAGAAGAUGGCGAGUUCAAACAAUCCACGUAAAUUUAGCGAGAAAAUCGCUUUACAUAAUCAGAAACAGGCCGAAGAGACUGCGGCUUUCGAAGAGGUGAUGAAAGACCUAAACAUUACUAGAGCUGCACGGUUGCAGUUACAGAAGACCCAGUAUUUGCAACUAGGGCAGAAUCGCGGACAGUACUAUGGAGGCUCACUGCCCAAUGUCAAUCAGAUUGGAAAUAGCAACAUUGACCUGCCUUUUCAGAAUUCCACCUUGGACAGCAGUCGGUCGACCAGGCAUCACGGGCUGGUGGACCGCGUUUACCGCGAUCGGAACCGCAUCACCUCCCCGCACCGCCGGCCCCUCUCUGUGGACAAACAUGGCCGCCAGAUUGACAGCUGCCCCUAUGGCUCAGUGUACCUCUCACCCCCACCGGAUACCAGUUGGAGGAGGACGAACUCAGACUCAGCCCUACACCAGAGCGCCAUGAACCCUGUGCCCCAGGACUCAUUUGCAGGGGGUUCACAAGAGCUCCAGCCUAAACAAGUGCUGCUCCUUACAGUUCCUGGGACUGAGGAGUCUGAAUCACACGCAGACAAGGAUACACAGUGGGGUAACAAAAAGAAUGACUCAAGACCCAAGUCUUGUGAAGUCCCUGGGAUCAAUAUAUUUCCAUCACCUGAUCAGGAAGUGAACACGUCAUUGAUCCCGGCCACUCUCAACACAGGAGGCUCCCUGCCCGAUCUGACCAAUAUCCAGUUCCCCCCACCACUGCCCACUCCGCUGGACACGGGCGACACAUUGGUGUUUCCUUCCCUUAGCACCUCCAACAGCACGGGCAACCUGACCACCAACCUCACCCUCCUAGGCAUCAGUGCUGCCAGCCACGUCAUCCCAACCACCUCUCAGCCUACCAUGACGGCCCAGCGCAGGCAGUCCACCCUGGUCCCCCUAACCCUAAACGCCGAACCACAGCAGUCACCGCAGCAGCUCUCCCCCACCCUAUCGCCCCCUCUCAACAUCCAGGCAGUGGCGAUGGAUGCCUUGACUCUGGAGCAGCAGCUAUCCCAGUAUGCCUUCUUUAGCCAGCUGACAGCGCAGUCCCAGGCCCAAGUGCUCAAUGACCUGCAGCAGCAAGCCCUGCCCCAGGGCAUCAGGUUAAUCACCCUGCCCCUGGCCACCACCACUGCCUCCACAGCCACCCAGUCCUCCCCAGUCAGCCAGAUCGCGACGACUGUCAACAUCAACUCGUACCGCAAUCAGACUGGCUCUCCGGCCAAUCAGUCUCCAACCUCCCCAGUCUCCAAUCAAGGCUUCUCCCCUGGCGGCUCGCCUCAACACAUUCCAGUGGUGGGCAGUAUAUUUGGGGAUUCUUUCUACGACCAGCAGCUAGCAUCAAGGCAGACCAACGCUCUCUCCCAUCAGCUCGAACAGUUCAAUAUGAUUGAGAACCCGAUCAGCUCCAAUAGCCUGUACAGCCAGUGCUCCACCCUCAACUACACACAAGCAGCUAUGAUGGGCCUCACAGGGAGCAGCCUGCACCACUCCCAGCCAUUGGGCUACGGUAGCCAUGGCAACAUCCCAAACAUCAUCCUCACAGUGACAGGCGAGUCUCCACCCAGCCUCUCUAAGGAGUUAACCAACUCACUGGCCGGCGUCGGAGAUGUCAGCUUCGACGCGGACUCUCAGUUCCCAUUGGACGAGCUGAAGAUCGACCCCCUCACCCUGGACGGACUGCACAUGCUCAAUGACCCCGACAUGGUUCUGGCCGACACUGCCACUGAGGACACGUUUAGGAUGGAUAGGCUGUAAUAGAGAAUGCUGUCAGUGGCCAACAACAAAAAAUAACCCUAGGAAGAAAGGGAACCAGGCAUGGCUAUUCAACCUCGCACUCACCCUCAAGUCCUUUAAAUGAUGAGCCACCAAAACCCAUUGUGGAGAAGGACAUGCAAUGGCUUGUUAGGGUCAGGAAUGGAAUUGCUGUAAUUUCCAAUGAGAUUGUUGGUUGGUCAGAGCUUUGCUAGCUUGCUGCGUUAACUAUCUAUAAUUACUUACCAUAUAUCCCACAGUGUCACACUUGAUAACAGAUUGUAUAUCUCCUUUUGAUUUUAUUUUUAUACAAAUCUACAUGCAUUUUAAAAAGCAAAAAGCCACUAGGAAGGUGAGCUGCACCAUACCUAUUAUCAUUCCUUACCAACCAUAUAAGCUUUAUAUUUCACACACAGCUUUAUUUUUAUUGACAACCAAAUGUUAAUGUUUGCGUUAUGCGUAUGUUGGAUUAUGUUCUGUUUAAAUGUAUGUUUUUAUUUAUUGAAAUAUUUAUUACUUCAGUUGAAUUUUUUUAUUGUUGUAUUUCAAAAUGUGUUUGAGUUCGAAGCCAAAAUGUCUCUGCUCUAACUGUAUUGUGCAAACUACACUUAUGUAUCUAUUAAUUUAAGUUACAUAUUUAUGUAUUAAGCUGCUCUGUUAAACUUAAGGAGUACAAAUCCUCCCCAUGUUUGCUCUUACGGUUGCAAGUUGCUACGACAUCUCGCUAGAUAGAAUCAGAUAAGGCCUCUUAAAAUAUAGGAUCUGCAAUUGUGUUUUCAUCACUUACAUGGGCCCACAAUCGUUGGGUUUCGUCUUGUGCCAAUGCUGUUUUUAAAUGUAUCUUAAUUAAUGAAAAACAUAUACAACAGAUGCUUAUAUUUAGCUGCUCAUAAGCUUAAGCAAAUGUGACAAUGUAAACAUAUCAAAUACAAAUACCCAAACUAGAUGGCCAUAAUUCUCCUUUGCAUGUAUAUCCAGAUUGAAUGCCUCCUGAAAAUCUGAAGGAUACAAGCUCCUCAGAAACCUGUUGAACUUGUCACUGUGAGAUCACCUGAUUUUGCCUUACAUAUUGAGUAUUGUACUGUUUUUAAGUGUAACUAAUGUGACAGUGUAUUUUCUUAACUUCUCCUAACAUUUUCUUGUAUUUGAGAGGAAUUUUAAAUCCUAGUCAGUGACAAUAUUUGUGGUUAUGUAGUGUAAAGUUUGACAAAUCACUGUACUGUAUUUUGUACUGGUACACUUUCUAGAUGAGUUAUGGGUGUUUUGUAAAAAAGGAAAUGUUGAUUUCAAAUUUGUGAUGGAGAGUGCAAAUAUGGGGAGGCUUUCUUCUCCUUAAAGGGAAACUUACAAACGCAAAUACAAUUAUUUUGCUAGACCAAUUGUUAUGAUAAAAAACAAUGUUACUUAUAAUUAAUAUUUGGUUCUUCCCUCCAGAUUAGGGGCUGGUAGAAAACUAUUUGAACCRUUCCAUUUUAUGCACAUAGCAAAAUGAGUCCCAAAACACAUGUAGAACUUUGCAAAAGUGGUUAAAAUGGGCAGAACUUUUUUCUAUACGCUAACUUGUAGAGCUGAAAUACUUUAACUUUUUAUUUUACUCUAUCUUCCCCUCUGUUUCAUAUUCUGACAUUUCUGUUUUGAAAACUAAUAUAGCGAGAUGGAAGUGAAGAGCAACUUGGUUAAAUUGGAUGUUUCCUUCUAUGGGCUGAGAAUGUGUAAACCAUUUAGUGGCAAGUGUCAACCAUUUAUUUGUUUGGUAAAGAACAAUAUUAUUWUUUUUGUUUUUCUCUUAACCUUUGACAUUUUUAUACUGUAGCUAUGUUUGAUCAUGUUUCUACUGUACAGUGAAUUGUGUGUGUAUAUACAGAAAAUGUAAGUGGUACUUUAUUUACCUAAAUCCCAAUGUGGGAAGAGGCAUAGUUCCACAACUAUGAAGUUAAUAAGUACAAAUAUAUAUUUGAGAAAGAAUAUUUGAUUCUUACGCAAAUCGGAAAUGAGAAAUCAUACCAUUGCAUCACUAGAAUAUGUAGAAAUGCAUCGUUAUACAAAAGACUGUUUGAGCCAAACUGCAAUACGCCAGUAUGCUUCUUUCUUACAGUGCCAUCCAGAUUAAUUCUCUGCAAAUUAGUUUUGUUUGUCUGAACAUUUUCCAAAAUGUGCAUUCUGAUAUCCUGUACAUAGGCUAUAGCUGAAACAAAAUGACCGCAUGACAAAAAUGGAAGUGAACCUCAGAAAAAGGCCUUAAAAUCAAAUGUUUGGUCACACAUAUUUAGCAGAUGUUAUUGCGGGUGUAGCGAAAUGCUCGUUUUCUAUGCAGGUUUGAUUUAAAUUGCGCUCUACAAUGUUGGAAAAACAGAAAAACACCCCAUCAAAAAUUAUGCAUGCGUCAGUUCCUAAUGAUUCACAUAAAUGGUUACUUUUCAGAUGACUGUGUUGCCUCCAUUUAUGCAUAAUACUAGCUCAUUGCUGAAAUAAGAAUGUAUUUGUAUAAGGUCUUGGAAUUUCUGUUUCAACAAAUGACAUAAGCCAAAAGCAUUUUUCUUGAAUAUCUCUUACUACCAUCCAUUUGUUGUUCAAUUGAAUUGGCUGUUACUUGCUUUUGAACCUAGUUCUUCACUGUAGCACUUCACUGUGAGUUUUAAAUAGUUGUUCCUGUAAGCGAACGUAUUAUGAAUCCCAUCUUCAUAACACAGACGUUUUUAAAAGUGGUAGUUCACUCCAAAGAUUGACGAUUUCAGCUCUCAAAGUUGUCUAAUGUUGAGAUGAAGCCAUUUCAAAAAGAGGGUUGAUGAGUUAAGGAGCCAACUUCUUUCAAAUUCUUAAUCAACUUUCCUGAAUUUCCUGAUCCAGAAAAAGUUUUCUAGCCUAAUCAGAAACCAUGGCAACAAAUCCUCCAACUCUAACCGGCUUCAUUGCAGGAUAACUCAACUUAUAUCUUGAACUUGGAAAUUCACAUCGUCGCAUUAUCCUCAAAUAAUCAAAUCAAAACGAUGGAUGUGGAUGAAAGCCGAAUAGUUGAUGUGAUUUAUAGCAUGCAUAUUGUAAUUAGUUUGCAACUUUUUGUCUUCAAAUGACCACCCAAAUUACUGAGCUACAAGUGUAAACUGAAAGGAAAAGAUUAUGGAAUCAGAUGGUGUGCAUCUUUUCCAUUCCUUUAAGACUGAGGCGCACACUGAAUAGCUGAAGCUACAGAACAUUAGGCUUGGGCCAUGGACUCCUCUUGACAUUAGACCACAAUAUAACAUCUUUGGACAAAUUUCGAUUUUGGAGUGAACUGUCACUUUAAUGGCCUGGCAAGAGUAAAAACAAAAACAGUUUCACUCGCUACUUAAAUAUGGCGCUUACAGUUGCGGUCAAACUUGGCACUGUUCACUAUCUUUAAAAAAUAAGUUGAAAUUGAAAGAACUGUUGAAUUUCAAGUGUAUUUGUUUAAUUUACAACUGCACAUGACCAAGAGAGAAAAUGAAAUUGAGAUUUUUAACUUAAGUCAAAAAAAUUGGACUGAAUUAUUCAAAUUAAUUUGGUUGGAGGCAAGUGAUUCUCUUUAACUGUGUAAUUUCUCACCUGUGGUAAGUUGCAGGUGCCUACAGGGUAAAAAUAGCCAUUCAAACCAUUUUGAAAAGAGAACAUUCUGCUCCAUUGCACUCAAUUGUAAAGUGCCUAUGUAUUUGACUGUACUCUGUAUUUGCAGUUAAACUUGACUGUCAAGAGAGCUUACUGUCAGUUGCAUGACAUGACAGAUGUUAUAAGUAGUCCCUAUUGCUGAUGCGGGUUUAUUGAAAAUGAUUCAGCACUAUCAUGUUGACUUCAGCAGUAUGUGUAUGAACUAUGGCUAGCUAGCUAACAUAAAUUGAGGCAUGUUUUGAAAUAAAUUCUAAACAGAUAUCAGUUACUGUGACUGCAUAGAGUAAGACAUAUUCUAUGUAAGGUUUAACAAACAUGUUUAUUGUAUGUGUUCUUAUUCUGUUGCCUUCUCACUUUAGUUAUGGUCACCUGCCUUGUGAAUGUGAACAGUGACUGUUUUAGCCCAAAUUUGAAGAAAGCGUAUAUUCUUUUUUGUAAAGCCGGUAAUUUUAAAUGCGACUUAGAAGCAUAUUCCUUAUUUUGGGAUGCAAAACCAGAAAGGGCUUAUUCCAAUGCAGCUUGUUUUCCCAUCAUGUUAAAAAAAGAAAUGGCACUCAAUGUAUACUUACUUGUCGAUCAAUGUACCAUACUGCUCUGCAUAUGCAUGGGAAGUGGAAAUCUAAAAAGGUGAUGUGGACUCCUGUUGACAGUCGUUAUUGAAAUAAACUGACUGAAGUGAGAAUGUUAUCUUGAUUCUCACUUAGUACCUGUCACCACAAAUUCCCUCAACUAAUAAGGUAAACAUUGAGCAAUUGCAAAGGAACUUAAUCUCAAGUGAAUGAAUAAUUAUGUUUUGUUACCCAUACUUUAAAUGCAUUAGUAUGAAUCCAUAUAAUUGCUUCCUCUAGAACAGUUGAUGUUGCAAAACCUAAAAUUACACUUUUGGCAAGUAUUUCCAGUUAGUAAUGUAAAGAAAAUCUCUUCUUGGUCAGCUUUAAGUGGGUAUCACAUAUUUAACCAUUGUCCUGUAAAUCAUAUUCUGAGAUGUAGUAUUUCUUUGUUGCUAUGUGAAACUACGUAUGUGGCCCAUUUGUAAGAUGAAACUUGAAUGUGGGUGGCAUCUUUUUCCUGUACAUAGUCUCAAUAUCAAAUAAAACUCAUUUUCACUAAGGUUUA
This is a messenger RNA of Salvelinus sp. IW2-2015, 6615 nucleotides long. Its product is annotated as CREB-regulated transcription coactivator 1. Gene Ontology annotation, biological process: positive regulation of transcription by RNA polymerase II; protein homotetramerization. NCBI's taxonomy places the organism in Eukaryota, Metazoa, Chordata, Actinopteri, Salmoniformes, Salmonidae. The record is from RefSeq and is a predicted model, not a curated record. Gene Ontology annotation, cellular component: nucleus; cytoplasm. Gene Ontology annotation, molecular function: cAMP response element binding protein binding.